AAACCAACGUCUUAUUCUCUCUUUCUCUUCUUCCUUUCAAAGAGCGUUUCAAAAAAGUCCAAAUACAUUCUCUCUCUUCCAAUGGCCUUCAACAAUGGCGUCCCUGCCACCGGCACCGGCCUGAUCGCCAGCUUCGGCGAGAUGCUCAUCGACUUCGUUCCCACCGUCUCCGAAGUCUCCCUGGCGGAGGCUCCUGGCUUCCUAAAGGCACCCGGCGGCGCCCCCGCUAAUGUCGCCAUCGCAGUCGCGAGACUCGGCGGCAAGGCCGCCUUCGUUGGAAAACUCGGUGACGACGAGUUCGGCCACAUGCUCGCCGGAAUCCUGAAGGAGAACGGAGUCCGCGCCGACGGGAUCACCUUCGACCAGGGCGCCCGCACCGCUCUGGCGUUCGUGACCCUACGCGCCGACGGAGAGCGUGAGUUCAUGUUCUACCGAAACCCCAGCGCCGACAUGCUCCUCCAACCUGAAGAACUCAACCUCGAACUCAUCAGAUCUGCAAAAGUUUUCCAUUAUGGAUCAAUUAGUUUGAUCGUGGAGCCAUGCAGAUCAGCACACUUGAAGGCAAUGGAAGUUGCCAAAGAAGCUGGGUGCUUGCUCUCCUAUGACCCCAACCUCCGUCUCCCCUUGUGGCCCUCGGCCGAUGAAGCUCGUAAGCAGAUACUCAGCAUAUGGGAGAAGGCUGAUUUGAUCAAGGUCAGUGAUGUGGAGCUCGAGUUCCUCACAGGAAGUGACAAGAUUGAUGAUGCUUCUGCUUUGUCAUUGUGGCACCCCAAUUUGAAGUUGCUCCUUGUCACUCUAGGAGAACAGGGUUCCAGAUACUACACCAAGAAUUUCAAAGGAUCGGUAGAUGCUUUUCAUGUCAACACUAUUGAUACAACUGGUGCCGGCGAUUCCUUUGUUGGUGCUCUGUUGUCCAAGAUUGUCGAUGAUCAGUCCAUCCUUGAAGUGAGUGCUCAGCUACCGCAUCCCCUAAAUAACUUAUUUUAUACUAAUUUAAUAAUCUUGAUAAAAUCAAAGCGAUAUUUGUACGGAUCCCGUCAAAUUGAUGAUCGAUCAAAUUUUUACCUAUUGAUUGCAGGAUGAAUCAAGGUUAAGAGACGUACUCAAGUAUGCUAAUGCAUGUGGAGCAAUUACAACUACCCAAAAGGGAGCAAUUCCCGCCCUUCCCAAAGAGGAGGAUGCACUGAAACUGAUCAAAGGGGCAUAGAAUCUUUGGACAAAAAUACUCAACCUUUUCGUUUUCUUCCCCCGAUGUUUCAAUUUUCCUCAUGUUUCUGUCGGAUUUGCUUACGAGGGAAUGCCUCUUGAUUUUCUUUUUAGUAUUUUGUUUUUCUUCCUAUGUACUCUGGUGGCGAGAUCAUGGGUUUUCAGGUUUUGCCGAAUAACGUUUUCUAUGAAGUUUUGAGAAUUAGCAAUUGAAUGAGAAUUAGCUCAGCCCACAGUUGCAACUUUAA
Messenger RNA from Vigna angularis (adzuki bean), 1454 nucleotides. RefSeq names its product fructokinase-2. The record is from RefSeq and is a predicted model, not a curated record. Gene Ontology annotation, cellular component: cytosol. Lineage: Eukaryota; Viridiplantae; Streptophyta; Magnoliopsida; Fabales; Fabaceae. Gene Ontology annotation, biological process: fructose metabolic process. Gene Ontology annotation, molecular function: fructokinase activity. The transcript has 3 exons. The coding region runs from base 82 to 1083 and encodes 333 amino acids.